CAAGAAUCCAGCUGAGCUCAAAGCCAAGGGAGAUGCUACAGUACAUUGCUUCAGGGCCUUUCUCCCAUUGCACCGAGGCGCAGGGCAAAUGGCGGCUAAAGCCUGACCAGGGCAGAUACGUCUAAGUCCUAGCUGGAGGAACCAAGUGUGGCGCUUCUCCUUACCCACUCCUGCUCGCAUCGUUAUCGGUGUAGGUUGCUAGGAAGGCGGCGCUUCGCAUCGCAGCCAUGUCUCGUCUGCGGGGUGAGUUUGGCCACGAUGGCAGCAUGGAGGGCCCUCAUGAGACGAAGCUGACGGGUGCGGGGCAGAGAGUGAUGGGCAAAGUAGAGGAUGUUCUCAAAGAGAAUGACGCGCCCCCCCAGAGGAUGGCGGCCCCUGCUGGAGGGCCGGCUGAAACCGAGGGGGCGGGGUACGGGAACUCCCGCCAAGAUGGGCAGUUUGAGCCGACUCCGGCGCCCGCGCACUUGCCUCAGAAACCGGAGCCGGUGGGAGGGGAGGGACAGCAUGCGGACUUUGAGAAUGGGGACAUGCACAAGCCGGUGACGGGCAGAGAAGCUGCAGCUGAGGCAAAGCAGUCGAAGCCGCUCGGGGAUGAAGAGGGGGACGAGAUGGGGGACUUAUACGGGGCGACAACCCAAGCUGCCGGGGCGGAGCUAGAGCCGGUGCCGUCGGUCAUGAGCGAGGAAGGCGCGAAGAUGGCGACGUACGCGUCGACCCUGACGUUUGAGCGGGUCAGCACGAGGAAGUUCUGGCUGCACGGGGAGCUCGGGGUUGUGGUCUACGAAGCGGUGAACCUGCCGAACAAGGACCUGUUGAGCGCGGGCAUGGAGACCGUGUGCUGCGUGCCGUGCAGGAUGUGUGUGAGCAAAGCGGAGGGGGCGUCGAGAAGGAUACAUAGUGACCCCUAUGCCGCCGUUGACUUUGGCCCCGCCAGAGUGGCACGUACGCGGGUGAUCAAGAAUGCCCCCAACCCUCGAUGGAAUGAGCGAUUUACUCUCCCCAUUGCGCAUGAGAUCGAGCACGUAGUCGUCGAAGUCAAGGACGCGGACUACGCAGGCGCGCAGCUCAUCGGGACCGUCAAAAUCCCCGCCGAAGUUCUCCUCAAAGAGCGCGAGAAGGAGGGCUGGUUCGACGUGAUCAAUACCAACGGGAACCCCGCUGCAGAAGGCGCGAAGAUCAAGCUCGGGUUCAAGUAUACCCCCAUGGACGAAGAUGAGAUCUACAAGGGGAUGACCCGGGAAUCGGCGGUCCCGAGAACGUACUUCCCGCUGCGGAAGGGGGGGCGCGUCACGCUCUAUCAGGACGCCCACGUGAAAGACGGGUUGCUCCCUCAGAUCGAGCUCGACGGCGGCAAGAUCUACCAGCCCGGGCGUUGCUGGGAGGACAUUUGCAAGGCGAUCGUGGACGCAAAGUACAUGGUCUACAUUGUGGGGUGGUCGGUGUUCACCGAUAUCACCCUGGUGCGCGAUCCUGACCGUCCGAUGAUUCCGCAUGGGAACAUGAAACUGGGAGACCUGCUCAAGUGGAAGGCUAAGCAGAAGUGCCGCGUGCUGCUGAUGGUUUGGGACGACCGCACGAGCCAGCGGUUGGAGUUCGUGAAGAUCACGGGGGUGAUGGACACACACGACGAGGACACCAAGCGCUUCUUCCGGAGGACCAAGGUCAAAUGCAAGCUGGUGCCAAGGUACCCCGACGAAUCAAUGAGCACCAUGCGGCGGCUCAUGGUCGGCAGCAUGUACACGCACCACCAGAAGACGGUCAUCGUGGAUACGCCCGUCCCGAACGCCGCGCCCGACGGCGCCAACUCGCGCACGCUGCUCGCGUUCCUCGGCGGGAUCGACCUGUGCAACCAUAGAUACGACGACCAGCACCACUCGCUCUUCCGGACGAUGAACGGGAUCAGCAAGGGCGACUUCGAGAACGGCAACAUCCCGACCGUGUCCGAAAAGACGGGCGGCCCCCGCGAACCGUGGCAUGACAUCCACUGCAAAGUCGAGGGCGCGGCCGCGUGGGACGUCUACACCAACUUCCUGCAGAGGUGGCACAAAGUCAGAAAGACCGAGACGUUUCGGCGGCACGGCCUGCUGAAGCUCGCCAAGAUGAAGGCGUUCGUGGUCCCAGACUUCGGACAGCCGGACGCGGAGCGCGAGGUGGCGGUCACGUCCGAACAGGACCCUGAGAACUGGCACGUGCAGGUGUUCCGGUCCAUCGAUUCCGGUUCCGUCAAGGGCUUUCCGACGGCGCCGGACGAGGUGUUCCAGGCGGGACUGGUGGGCGGAAAGGGAACGAUCAUCGACAUGAGCAUCCAGGACGCGUACGUGCACGCGAUCAGGCGCGCCCAGCGCUUCAUCUACAUUGAGAACCAGUACUUCCUGGGCUCCUGCCACGCCUGGAAGAGCCAUCAAGAAGUUGGCGCGUGGAACCUGAUCCCCGUCGAAAUCGCGCUCAAGAUCGUGGGGAAGAUUCGGGAGGGGAAGCAGUUCCGCGCAUACGUGCUCGUGCCGAUGUGGCCGGAGGGCGACCCGACGUCGGGCUCAGUGCAGGAGAUCCUGUUCUGGCAGGCGCGCACGAUGGAGAUGAUGUACAGCUUAAUCUCCAAGGCGCUGAAGGAGCAGGGGCUGCUGGGGGAGCAGCACCCGCGGGACUACCUCACCUUCUUCUGCCUCGGCAACAGGGAGGUCAAGCACCCCGACGAGCCGGAGCCAGUGAAGCCCCCCAAGCCGGGGAGCGUGCAGGACAAGUGCCAGAAGAGCCGGCGGGCCAUGAUCUACGUGCACUCCAAGCUCAUGAUCGUGGACGACGAGUACGUCAUCGUUGGGUCAGCAAACAUCAACCAGCGGUCCCAGGACGGCUCCCGCGACACCGAGAUUGCAAUGGGCGGCUACCAGCCCGCGCAGCUCAACUCCUCCGGACGUCCGGCGCGCGGCCAGGUGUACGGCUUCCGGACGUCGCUCUGGGCGGAGCACUUGGGGCACCUCUUUGAGGAGUACAAGACGCCCGAGAGCGUCGAGUGCGUCCGAAAGGUGAACGCGGCUGUGGACGCCAAUUGGCAGGUCUUUGCGGCGGAGGAGAUCACCGAAAUGACCGCCCACCUCAUGGCCUUCCCGGUACAGGUCAACCAAGACGGAAGCAUACAAGAACUGCCCGGAACUGAGGAGUUCCCGGACACCGGCGGCCGGAUCCUUGGCACCACUUCGGGCCAGUUACCAGAUGCGCUGACAACGUAGAAAUAAUAUCCUGAGCCCUUGUCAAACAAGCUCUCAGUGCUAGAGCGAGACAGCUUUUCUCGUGAUUGAGGAUUGUGGCACGUCUUUGUACACUAGACAUGGAUUCGAUCCGCUAGAUGUUGUACCUCCGCGAAAUGCUGUGCCACAUCCUAUAUGAACCAUAUAAAGCUACGCUAUACAUACUGAGCCGUUGACUUGACGGAAUUUUGCUUCCUGGAAAGCUAGUGGAAAGCAUGUGUCAAGAUCUUGAUAAACAAGACGCAGGUAUUGCAAAAGACAGACUGUGUCAAAGACUUUGAAAGGAUGGAGAGAUACGCAUGCAAGGUCUCGUAUGUAGCUGACUCAGCGUGAGUUACAUGUCUGUUUAAUUCGAUCACGUGAAACAAUAAAUAUCGAACCGGC
Molecule: messenger RNA, 3629 nt
Organism: Klebsormidium nitens
Lineage: Eukaryota; Viridiplantae; Streptophyta; Klebsormidiophyceae; Klebsormidiales; Klebsormidiaceae
Source: the annotation of a GenBank genome assembly